UGGGCCGAUCGGACAAGCGCUUUUGUUCGUCGACGUCGGAUGACACCAGCAGCCGCUUAUCGCAUGGGAAUCGAAAAUGUUCUUCGCGGUGUACGAUUUGUCAUUCCAAGUAUUGUCGCUUCUGUUGAUGCUGAAGGUGCAGGUUGCGAAGCUCGAGGGGAAGUUGGUGGCGAUGCUGACGAACAAACACCGGAGUCCGAAUCGCACAUCAGCACCUGA
Messenger RNA from Strongylus vulgaris, 219 nucleotides. The record is from the annotation of a GenBank genome assembly. Lineage: Eukaryota; Metazoa; Nematoda; Chromadorea; Rhabditida; Strongylidae.